GCAUCGCGGACUGCAACGUCAUUAAUCUGCGCAGUGCUGAGGUGGUGUUUGAAAGAAGGUCGUUUCAUAGAGCUUCCGUCAUGACGAAACUGAUGCAGUGGUUGCUCGGGGCGUCUCUGCUGGGGACAGUUUGGGCUUUGGUUACGUUUGACCUGUUGGAGCUGAGCCUCCCGCGGGUGUACCGGGAGAUCGCCUGGCCGAUGCCUCUCUACCUGCUGGUGACGUUCGGCUGCUACUCCCUGGCCACGGUGGGAUUCCGGGUGGCCACCUUCAACGACUGCGACGAGGCAGCUCGAGAGCUCCAGGAGCAGAUCACGGAAGCUAAAGAAGACCUCAGAAAAAAGGGCUUGAAGUUGUAGGACACAAAGACUCAACCCUGUAGAGACCGAGUAGUGAGGACAUGUGUUUCACAGCUGGAUGGAUGAAACUGAACCAUCUUCACUAAAAUGUGGAUAAGAAACUGUGUCACUUAUGUUGACGCAUCAUUUCCAGUUUAAUCCUGACAAAUCUAAUCCAGAGGCUCUUUGGGAUUUCCCACGUGCUUUGAGUCAAGCUGAUAUGUGUUUGCAUCGUGUGCAUCUGGAGAUGUAAUGCCCGUACCUGCAGAUGGAUCCAGAUUUAAUCUAUAAAGACGUUUACAUUCCUUUGUUCAAUGCCUUUGAGGUGUUUCAGAAAAAUUAAUUAAAUGGGAAUUUAUUUUCUAAA
This is a messenger RNA of Nothobranchius furzeri (turquoise killifish), 705 nucleotides long. It is a transcript of the gene dpm3, whose product is annotated as dolichyl-phosphate mannosyltransferase subunit 3, regulatory. Gene Ontology annotation, cellular component: dolichol-phosphate-mannose synthase complex; endoplasmic reticulum membrane. NCBI's taxonomy places the organism in Eukaryota, Metazoa, Chordata, Actinopteri, Cyprinodontiformes, Nothobranchiidae. The record is from RefSeq and is a predicted model, not a curated record. Gene Ontology annotation, biological process: GPI anchor biosynthetic process.